CCAUCCUUCCCAAUCUUGACUUGCAUCCUUGCUUUUCCCCUUUAGCCAUGACUAGGAAAAAGGUAAAACUGGCUUUCAUAACUAAUGAUUCGGCAAGAAAAGCAACCUAUAAGAAAAGGAAGAAGGGUCUGCUGAAGAAGGUAAGCGAACUCAGCACCCUUUGCGGUGUUGAUGCUUGUGCAAUUGUAUAUAGUCCAUAUGAAUCUGAACCUGAGGUUUGGCCUGGCCCGGUGGGAGUUCAACUCGUGAUUUCACGGUUCAAAAGAAUGCCAGAAAUGGAGCAAAGCAAGAAGAUGGUGAAUCAGGAGGGCUUCAUCAAGCACAGGAUUGCCAAAGCCAAUGAACAGCUGAGGAAACAAUGCAAGGAAAAUCGGGAGAAGGAGAUGACUGAGGUGAUGUACCAAUGCUUGACUGGAAGAGGUAUACAGGACCUGAUGAUGGCGGACUUGCAUGAUCUGGGGUGGCUUGUUGAUCAGAAUGUAAAGAAGAUUGAGAAAAGAAUUGAAUUUCUCAAGAAAAUGGCUCCUCCUCAACAAGCUAAGCCGCCAACAACACCACCAGGGGAACCAUCAAUGCCUGUGGAUGGGAUUCCAAGGACUGGCUGGUUCAACCAGUGGAUGAAUAACCCUGGUCAAAACAAGGGUUCUGGUUCUGGGAAUGAGAUGACUAUGAAAUUCCAUGAGAAUCACAAUUUUAUGUGGUCUAGUGCCUUUUUUCCUUGAAAAAUCAUGCAUGGAUGUUGUCUUGUAGAAUUCUCUGAGGUUUUCAUCUCUGGUUUAAUUAGUGUUGCAAUGUCAUAAAGUUUGUUAAGUUAGUGUUUGUGGGUGUUCUUCUUGGUGUAAUGUAUAUGUGGGGAAGGAGCCUAUGUUCUAUUUUCUACCUGAAAAUGCUUGGGAUUCAAGCCCAAGUACA
Coffea arabica (coffee) is the source of this 912-nucleotide messenger RNA. RefSeq names its product agamous-like MADS-box protein AGL80. The record is from RefSeq and is a predicted model, not a curated record. Gene Ontology annotation, molecular function: protein dimerization activity; DNA-binding transcription factor activity, RNA polymerase II-specific; RNA polymerase II cis-regulatory region sequence-specific DNA binding. Gene Ontology annotation, biological process: positive regulation of transcription by RNA polymerase II. NCBI's taxonomy places the organism in Eukaryota, Viridiplantae, Streptophyta, Magnoliopsida, Gentianales, Rubiaceae.